This is a messenger RNA of Apodemus sylvaticus (European woodmouse), 1074 nucleotides long. It is a transcript of the gene Nkx2-4, whose product is annotated as NK2 homeobox 4. Lineage: Eukaryota; Metazoa; Chordata; Mammalia; Rodentia; Muridae. Gene Ontology annotation, molecular function: RNA polymerase II cis-regulatory region sequence-specific DNA binding; DNA-binding transcription factor activity, RNA polymerase II-specific. The transcript is spliced from 2 exons. The record is from RefSeq and is a predicted model, not a curated record. The coding region runs from base 13 to 1074 and encodes 353 amino acids. Gene Ontology annotation, biological process: cell differentiation; regulation of transcription by RNA polymerase II. Gene Ontology annotation, cellular component: nucleus.
GUCCGCCGAGCCAUGUCGUUGAGCCCCAAGCACACGACGCCCUUCUCCGUGUCCGACAUCCUGAGCCCCAUCGAGGAGACCUACAAGAAGUUCGGCGGCGUCAUGGACGGCGCGCCGCCUGGCCUGGGGGCGCCCCUGGGGGCCGCCGCCUACCGCGCGCCACCGACUGGCCCCUCCUCGCAGGCGGCGGCCGUGGCGGGCAUGCAGCCGCCCCACGCCAUGGCCGGACACAACGCGGCGGCGGCGGCGGCGGCAGCGGCGGCAGCGGCGGCGGCGGCCGCCACCUACCACAUGCCUCCCGGGGUCUCGCAGUUCCCGCACAGCGCCAUGGGCAGCUACUGCAACGGCGGCCUGGGCAACAUGGGUGAGCUGCCCGCCUACACGGACGGCAUGCGGGGCGGCGCGGCGGCCGCGGCCACCGGCUGGUACGGCGCCAACACGGACCCGCGCUACUCGUCAAUCUCCAGGUUCAUGGGGCCGUCGGCGGGCGUGAACGUGGCCGGCAUGGGCUCGCUGACCGGCAUCGCGGACGCCGCCAAGUCGCUGGCGCCGCUGCACGCGGCCGCGCCGCGAAGGAAGCGCCGAGUGCUCUUCUCGCAAGCGCAGGUCUACGAGCUGGAGCGGCGCUUCAAGCAGCAGAAGUACCUGUCGGCGCCCGAGCGCGAGCACCUGGCCAGCAUGAUCCACCUGACGCCCACGCAGGUCAAGAUCUGGUUCCAGAACCAUCGCUACAAGAUGAAGAGACAGGCCAAGGACAAGGCGGCACAGCAGCUGCAACAGGAGGGCGGCCUGGGCCCCCCAGCGCCUCCGCCUCCGCCGUCACCGCGCCGCGUGGCGGUACCGGUGCUGGUGAAGGACGGCAAGCCGUGCCAGAACGGCGCGGGCACCCCGACGCCUGGCCAGGGCGGCCAGCAGCCGCAGGCCCCGACGCCGGCGCCAGAGCUCGAGGAGCUGUCGCCCAGCCCGCCUGCUCUGCAUGGUCCCGGGGGCGGCUUAGCGGCCCUGGACGCGGCCACCGGGGACUAUGGCGGAGGCGUGCUCGGCGCCAACCUCCUCUAUGGCAGAACGUGGUGA